CUUAACCAUUCCACCACUGGGCCUGCCCCAGAUUUCCAUUUUUAAACUGUCACCUGGAUGUGGUUUGGAGAAUGAAGUGAGGGUCUGGGGACAUGAGGCAGGGGAACCAUUGCUUGAGCAAGAAAGCUCCGUUAUGAGUCUGCCGUUUUCAUCAUCUACAUAAGUUCAUUUUGAAGGCCUGGAUUAAGGGAGAGCAGUAGAAAUGGAAAGGACGAAUGGAUUCGGAAACGUGGAGAUAAAAUCAGCAGGCCUAGAUGACUGAGUAGAUGUAGCCGGAUCAAGGGGGCUGGGCCGGAGGAGAAGUGUAAAGACGUUGAGUUUGAAGUGCCCGUGCAAUACUCAGUUGGACAAAUCCAGAGCCGUCGGAUAUUUGAAUCCAAACCUCAGGAAAGAUCUGGCUGGAGGCAAAUGUUUGGGAAUACAGGUGCUAGCUGAAGCCAGGGGCAUGGGAGAAGUACCCGUGUGAGAGGUACCAUGGAUGCAGAAAAGGAGGCAGAUGGCUCCCCGGGAAAACCACAGUUGACAGGGAUGGUGGGAGAAGAAAACAGGCGAGACCGGAGAGGGUAGUGUCACUUAAGCCAAGAGAGGAGGCAUUGGUCAGCUGUGUGAAUCCCCCGGGGCUCAGGUGACAGAAAGGAUUGAACAAGCUAAAGCUUCAGGGAUGAGAAAUGACUCCCAUCCUCCCUCUGCAGCAUCACAUCUAAACUCCUUAUCUAAUGCUGCAGGCACCUACCCCACUCGCUUCCUCAUUCCUCCCCAACAGCACCUCUUCUCAGGGGCCCACAAAGAAGCCACGCCAUUCAUACGCUCACUUUUCAACCCUUUCCUGGAACGCCCCGCUCCUCACCCCUUCACUUGUCUAAGUCCCGUCCAGCCUUCCAGGCCCAGCACAAGUCCUGUUUCCCCCACGGCUGCCCCAGCGUGCCCUGAGUGAGCUCUGCUCUCUAGAGACCUGUUUGUAUUUCACUCUACUUGACACUUGAUUCCAUGCAGUCUGCUGAUGUUGGCUGUUGAUUCAUGAAGUUUGACUCUUCUCAUAAGCUGUUUGAGGUUGCGUGCCCGUCCGGCCGUGCUGUGGAGCCAUGACCACCGCCAUCCUGGAGCGCCUGAGCACCCUGUCUGUGAGCGGGCAGCAGCUGCGCCGUCUGCCCAAGAUCCUGGAGGAUGGGCUUCCCAAGAUGCCGUGCACCGUGCUGGAGACAGAUGUGCCCCAGCUCUUCCGGGAGCCUUAUAUCCGCACGGGCUACCGGCCCACGGGACACGAGUGGCGCUACUACUUCCUCAGCCUCUUUCAGAAACACAACGAGGUGGUCAAUGUCUGGACCCACUUGCUGGCGGCGCUGGCUGUCCUCUUGCGAUUCUGGGCCUUUGCCGAGGCUGAGGCCUUGCCGUGGGCCUCUCCCCACGCCCUGCCCCUGCUCCUCUAUGUCCUGUCCUCCAUCACUUACCUCACCUUCAGCCUCCUGGCCCACCUGCUGCAGUCCAAGUCGGAGCUCUCCCACUACACCUUCUACUUUGUGGACUAUAUUGGCGUGAGCGUGUACCAGUACGGCAGUGCCUUGGUUCACUUCUUCUACAGCUCUGACCAGGCCUGGUACGAGCGCUUCUGGCUUUUCUUCUUGCCAGCGGCUGCCUUCUGUGGCUGGUUGUCUUGCGCUGGCUGUUGCUAUGCCAAGUAUCGUUACCGGAGGCCUUACCCAGUCAUGAGGAAGAUCUGUCAAGUGGUCCCUGCAGGGCUGGCCUUCAUCCUAGACAUCAGCCCUGUGGCACACCGAGUGGCCCUGUGCCACCUGGCUGGGUGCCAGGAGCAGGCUGCCUGGUACCACACGCUCCAGAUCCUCUUCUUCCUGGUCAGCGCCUACUUCUUCUCCUGCCCGGUCCCUGAGAAGUACUUCCCGGGUUCCUGUGACAUUGUGGGCCAUGGACAUCAGAUCUUCCACGCCUUUCUGUCUGUCUGCACACUAUCCCAGCUGGAGGCCGUCCUCCUGGACUACCAGGGGCGGCAGGAGAUCUUCCUGCAGCGCCACAGCGCCUUGUCCAUCUACAUGGCCUGUCUCUCCUUCUUCUUUUUGGCCGCCUGCAGCGCUGCCACCGCAGCCCUCCUGAGGCACAAAGUCAAAGCCAGACUGACGAAGAAAGAUUCCUGAGGCUGGGAGGUGGGGAAAGGUGUGGAGGUGGCCCACUGUGAUUCCGGAAAACUUGAUACGACAAUAGGUGUUGACUUUUUGUUUUUAAGAGUUGGCUUUUAAAUUAAUACGUAUUUCCAAGGGUAUGCUAUGACUAUGGCAUUGGAAAGCCAAAGGAUUCAAGAGUUUUGUUGUUGCUAUCAUUGUUAAUAAAAGGAGUAUUCCUUGUCCCUCUGGGUCAUAGCCUUAUAAGGAACAGGAAGGGAAGGGACCUUGGCUAAGAUUCAUGGAACACUGAAUUAAAGAGAACCAUCUUCAUGCCUGAAAAUUUAGUAGAAUUCUGAAUUGGACUAAAGUGUAAGCAGGUGGCUGGUCCACACUCUGUUGGAAUGGCCAUCUUACUAUGCUGCUCUUUGGUAAUUGAAUAAAUUGACCCAAGGACCUGAUUUCAUAUUGUCCAGGGUGGAGAAGUCAGAAUCUUCAAGAUGAUUCAGUGAAACCCUUAGACGUAAGGAACUACUCAGUUUACCUGAUUUCUGGUCCCUUCUCUCUCACCUGUUCUAACACUGACCCUUCUCUCAGGAUGACAUCUGCCUGGCUGUUUCUCUGAAGAGCUGUUCACUCCCAUCCGUACCUUGCAUUGUAAUAUAGAGGACCAGGAAGCAGUCAUCCUUCCAGGAAAUGCUUGGAUCCAUGUGGACAUUCAGGAAGCUUAUUCUCAUAUAAUACUGAUGUAAACGGUACUAGAAAGUUCAGUGCCAAGAGCCAAGAGGCCUAACCAACAAGCAUGGAUACUGUUUGGUGUCAUGGGACCCUUCUGUUUUCAUACCUGUGGACUGCAGGAUUGCUUAAGAUCUCUUAGGGCUGCCUUACAGGACAAGAUAUCGGGGGCUUGCCCCAGGGAACCUUCUCCAGAUUUUGACCAUCUUCAAAAAGCCCCUGGUAGAGUGAAUUGGUUCUUCUUUUUUUUUUUUUUUUUUUUUUAGGAGAUUAGCCUUGAGCUAACUACUGCUAAUCCUCCUCAGUUUGCCGAGGAAGAGUGGCCCUGAGCCAACAUCCAUGCCCAUCUUCCUCCACUCCAUACAUGGCUUUUGGCAAACGUUGCCAUGUCUGCACCUGGGAUCCGAACUGGCGAACCCCGGGCCGCCAAGAAGCGGAACAUGCAAAUUUAACCGCUGCGCCACCGGGCCGGCCCCUGAAUUGGUUCUUAGAGUCCCACUAAGGAUCUGAUUAUUUCAAGAGGAAUCCAAAGUCCAGCCUCUUAAAUAGAUGCUGCCCCAUGCAGGACUCAUGUAACCACCCUAGUUCAGGGCUCUCAGAUAGGCAGUUGUGCCUCAAUUUAGAGCAGAACCCUUAAAAUAAUCAAACCCCAGGACAGGCGAGCUUGUGUGCUCACUGUGGGUUGGUCCUUGAAGGUUCCUUUGGGUAAGAAUGGUGAACUGGACACCUAGUAGGUGGAAUGCUCUGCUUGGAACAUCACCGUCCAGCAGCUUCUAUGGCAGGUGGCACUUGACGUGUCCUGGCCACGCAGCCUGCUCUGAGGACUGACUUCCGCACUGAUCCAAUGAAGGGGGCUGCGUUGAUCAAAGCACCGUGGAAGCCUUCUCCACAGGGGCCACUUUUCCUGUCAGUAUGAAGUCCCAAUUGACCAAAAAGAGAAGUGGUUCAUUUUCACUCCAGUUUGAUGAACCUCUGUUACCAGGGUACUUUAUUGUCUUCAAAUCUUUGUUUUACCUUUCCCUGAGAGAUUUGUGGGGUUUGUGCCUUAUAAAUGGGAACAUAUAAACACUUUACUUACUA
This is a messenger RNA of Equus caballus (horse), 3926 nucleotides long. The record is from RefSeq and is a predicted model, not a curated record. Lineage: Eukaryota; Metazoa; Chordata; Mammalia; Perissodactyla; Equidae.